UCCACAUCCUCCGGUCCGUAAUUCCGGUUCAUGAACAGCCUGGGUCUCGAGGAGUAGGAGGACACACCGGAGAGCUCGCUCACCUCAGGCUCCACCAGUCUCUAAUCCGUCCUCGACGGUCCGUCCCGUGUCACACAUGUUCUGCUGAGGACGCGCGCCCCAACCGACAACCGACCAUGUCCACCGGGUCGCUUAGCGACGUUGACGACGAGCUCCUGGACGGCAUCCUGAAGUUCGGCUCUUCCGGUAAAGACUCCGGUACGUCGAACGAGAGCACCGGGGAGAGUUCGAACUGCGAGGGCGGCUCGGCCAACGAGAAAUCAGCCCGGGGAAAGAAACGGAAAACAGGGUCCAGUAGGAAAACCGCGCUGAACGGCGUGGCGCACGAUGGGGGCGGCAAGCAGCCACAGAGGAACGCGGCCAACGCACGGGAGAGGGCAAGGAUGCGCGUGCUAUCCAAAGCGUUUUCCCGUUUGAAGACGACUUUACCGUGGGUCCCGCCGGACACCAAGCUCUCCAAACUGGACACACUUCGCCUCGCCUCGAGCUACAUAGCCCAUCUACGGCAGAUCCUCGCCAACGACAAAUACGAGAACGGAUUUAUCCACCCGGUGAACCUGACGUGGCCCUUCAUGGUCGCCGGGAAACCGGAGAAUGAUUUGAAAGAGAUGCUCAACACCACCCGGUUGUGUGGAACAACCGCCUCAUGAUGUAACGGAUGGACAUGACAUUAACAUUAACCGUCAAGGGAUGGACAUGAUACAUUUUUUUUGACUUUUUCAGAUGGACAGAAAUGCACGUCAUCUCUCCUAAACCAAAUAAUGAGUGGGAAUACCGGGAGAGCGCACGCUCUCUCACGCGUUCCCAUACAGAGAAGCGGAUUUUAUAUUUAAAGUGUUCACAUGUUGCCUUUGCUGGUUCGAGGACAUAUUGUGUUUUGUAUACGUUUUUUAAACUCUUAAAAAUGCUUUAAAAAAAAAACUUUGUCACACGAGUAUUUGUUUUACAGGUGAUGUUGUCAGUCACCGCGUUGGAAGUGCACAUGAAAAAUGUCUCAAUAUCCUAUCUGAAUAGCCAGAUUUUAUGUGAAUAAAAUGUAUUCAUCAUCAUA
This is a messenger RNA of Salvelinus namaycush (lake trout), 1111 nucleotides long. It is a transcript of the gene tcf21, whose product is annotated as transcription factor 21. The transcript has 2 exons. NCBI's taxonomy places the organism in Eukaryota, Metazoa, Chordata, Actinopteri, Salmoniformes, Salmonidae. The record is from RefSeq and is a predicted model, not a curated record. Gene Ontology annotation, biological process: regulation of transcription by RNA polymerase II; developmental process. Gene Ontology annotation, molecular function: RNA polymerase II transcription regulatory region sequence-specific DNA binding; protein dimerization activity; DNA-binding transcription factor activity, RNA polymerase II-specific. The coding region runs from base 177 to 710 and encodes 177 amino acids.